Hemiscyllium ocellatum (epaulette shark) is the source of this 1973-nucleotide messenger RNA. Its product is annotated as solute carrier family 22 member 15-like. Gene Ontology annotation, biological process: transmembrane transport. Gene Ontology annotation, cellular component: membrane. The record is from RefSeq and is a predicted model, not a curated record. The coding region runs from base 82 to 1719 and encodes 545 amino acids. Lineage: Eukaryota; Metazoa; Chordata; Chondrichthyes; Orectolobiformes; Hemiscylliidae. Gene Ontology annotation, molecular function: transmembrane transporter activity. The transcript is spliced from 12 exons.
CUGAGCCACUUGAAAGUCCGCCCGGGCCGGCCCGAGCCAAGCUGAGUGCUGCGGCCCACAUCUGGGCAGCGGGUCAGUGUGAUGGGGGUGGACGAGGCUUACCAAAGGAUGGGCGGGGUCGGCAGGUACCAAGUGUACCUCAUCGUCUUAUUGAACUUGCUGCAGGUUUUUGUUGCUGCCCAGGCAGUCUUCAUGACUAUAGCUGGAGCAAGGGUACCUUAUCACUGGGACUUUGGAAAUAUUUCACCAGAUUCAAGCCACGAUAACAUUUCAGUCAGUCAGAAUGAGGCAUUUAAGCACUGGCUUCAUAUGGUGAACAAGUCUGAGAUUCAAAGGCAUGUGCAUUUUGAUACUGGUUCCUCAUCAGUUAUCAGAGAGUGGUUCCUCAUUGGAGAUGCUUCAUACAAAAUUUUUUUGGCCAGUUCAGUAUAUUUCUUUGGUGUCUUGGUUGGUGUAAUCAUUUUUGGACAACUUUCUGAUCGAUUUGGAAGGAAGAAAGUUUACUUAACAGGUCUUUUUCUAGAUAUAAUACUUGGAAUUGUAAGUGGACUCACUCCUACCUAUGACAUCUUUGCGGUAUCCCGUUUUGGUGUUGGUGUGAUGAAUGGAGGAAUGUCAUUGGUGUCCUUUGUACUACUCCAGGAAUAUGUGGCUGUUUCGUAUUGGGCACUAACUGGGUCACUACAGAGUCUUUCAUUUGCUGCCGGAAUUUCUCUCUAUGCCCUGCUUGGAUACUUUAUUCGACCAUGGCGGAUUUUGGCCAUUGUGAUCAAUAUUGAGGGCAUACUCAUUCUGCUCCCAUCUUUAUGUAUCCCAGAAUCUCCACAUUGGCUGUACACUCAAGGGCGAUGGAAUGAAGCAAAGAAUAUACUUGACAACUUUGCAAAGAAAAAUGGUCAGCAGAAUUAUUCAGUGUUUCUGAAGCCACCAACUGGAGAAAUUGAUGAUGAGUCCAGUAAUAUGUUUGAUCUUUUCCGGGAUCGAGUUCUCUUGUGGCGGACAUUAAUAAUGAUUUAUGUUUGGUUUAUAUGCAGUCUUGUAUAUUAUGGUCUGACUCUAAAUGCCAGUGACAUGGGUGGUAAUCAAUAUCUAAAUGUAGCACUUUCGGGAAUAGCUGAGUUGCCUUCAUAUCCUCUCUGUUUCUUUCUGUUGAACCGCUCUUGGUCAGGCCGUAGACGGACAUUAGCAGGAUUCCUUCUGUUGGGAGGUGCCACUUGUCUUGUUAUAAUUUUGUUGCCAGAAAAGAAAGGCAUUGGAAUAUAUUCUGUUAUCAACAGUCAAGCAUUUUCUAUAUUGGGUAAACUUUCAAUAAGCGCUGCAUUUAAUGUGGUCUACAUUUACAGCUCUGAGCUCUAUCCCACAUCUGUCAGGAAUGUUGGGCUAGGCAUUUGUUCAAUGUCUGCCAGACUGGGAGGAAUCCUUGCACCUUUUCUUCCAUCACUGAAAUCCAUUCAGGCAUCAUUGCAUUUUGUUGUGUUUGGAGCCACUGGACUGCUAGCAGGCAUCCUCAGUUUGUUGCUGCCUGAAACAUUGGACAAAUCUCUUCCAGAAAAGAUCUCUGAUCUGCACCUUGUCACAUAUCGCCAGCUUGGGGAAGAAGUAGUCCCACUGCAGUCACAGGAAAAUAUAAUGGCAAGUGAUGGGAAUCAUGCAGGAGACCAUAAUGGUGAGAAUGAAGAGGAUGGUGAUACUGAUGAAGAGACCAAAUUGAUCAAGUGAUAUUCAAAGAUUAUUUUACAAAUCAAAUUGCAAUUUAAUGACAAUUCAUUAUCAGCACUUUACGUACAUGUUUUUCAAUUUAUUUAGAGUCAUCAAUGCGUAGUUUAUUUCUUGCAAUGUGCAGUAGUAACUGGGAUGUUACAGGCAGUGUCACAUUCAAGGUAUUUGCAAACUGUGACCUGUCAAUAUUACAAAUAUUUCUGAUGGUGCAAUAUUUCGAGUAUUCUACUAUCAACUUUGACAUGUGAAUUUAA